Molecule: messenger RNA, 582 nt
Organism: Durusdinium trenchii
Lineage: Eukaryota; Dinophyceae; Suessiales; Symbiodiniaceae
Source: the annotation of a GenBank genome assembly
AUGUCUGCUGCACCGAUGGCUCCGUUGAAGACAACGCUGGCGGGGAGUGGAGACCGGCACUGCCAGGUCAAGCCUUGUGGGGCGUGCAUUGAGAGCUUCCGGGAUUUCUUGCUCGCUGGCCAUUGGUCCUGGCUCUUGACUGUGGGUCACAGCCUGGGCGGCGCCAUGGCAGCUAUCAGCGGCCUGGAACUGGCAGUGCACACCUCCCAUGCUGGACAACAGAAACAGGUGCAUGUGGUGGGUGUGGAAGUUUUCCGACUCCAUGGACCGCUUCAUCACACCCAAGGGUGGUUUGCGCAUCGCCAACGAUGGAGAUGUCGUCCCCUUUGUGGCUACGGACUGGCUUGGCUCUGGCGUUCCGCGCGUGUGAUGCAUGGCUAUGAGUGGAUCUUCCCACACUUGGCCCGAAAACGGUUCAAGAAGUUGAAAGACUGGCGCACGCAAGUCAGACACCCGAAGGGUGAGGAGGCGUCUUUUGCAAAGAACUUUGGGUGUUCGACAAUGCCUGUGAUGGAGAAGUUUCCACCAAGUUCAUGCAACACUGGUGCACCAACAAGAUUGUGCGACUGCUCACGCUCAUGA